UCGGACGUUACGAAUUUAGUUUUCUGAAUUCACAUUAUCAAAGUUAACAAACCUGAAGACAAUUCAAAUAAUAAAAAUAGAACGUAGCUGUAAUUAAUACUCCACGUACCGAAGAAAUGCGCUACAGAUUAUACUCUGUCCCCAUAUUUAAUUCCCCCGUAACUUUUCAAGUUUACACAACAAAUCCUCUGUUUGAUGGAUCCAAACACGAAAGAAGUGGCGCAUGAUUUCCCUCCCUUCUUCCGUCUCUACAAAGACGGCACCAUCGACAGGUUCUUCGGUACCGAAAUCGUUCCUCCAACCACCGAUCCCCUUACCGGCGUCCAGUCAAAAGACAUCACUAUUUCCCCCCAAACCGGCUUAUCCGCCCGCCUCUUCCUCCCCAAGACCACUAGCUUCUCCCCCAAGCUUCCGCUCCUCAUUUACAUCCAUGGUGGCGCCUUUUGCGUCGAGUCCCCCUUCUCACCGAACUACCACAACCAUGUCAGUUCCGUUUCCGCCGAAGCCAACGUGGUCGCUGUGUCCAUCCAUUACAGAAGAGCCCCGGAGCAUCCUCUUCCCAUUGCGUACGACGACACAUGGGCCGCCGUACAAUGGAUGGCCUCGCAUAGCAAGGGCAAGGGACCGGAAACUUGGCUAAAUGAUCAUGUAGAUUUUGAACGAGUUUUCUUGGCAGGGGACAGUGCUGGGGCCAAUCUCGCGCACAGCACGGCGAGGAGGGCAGCGGUUGAUGGGCUGGGGGAGGUCAAGAUCGUAGGGAUGGUUUUGAUCCAUCCGUAUUUUGGGAAUGACCAGCGUAGCAAAAUGUUGGAGAUAAUUUUCCCAACAAUGAGCGGUUCUGAUGACCCGAGGAUGUACCCAAAUAAGGAUUCGAAAUUGUCGAGAUUGGGGUGCAGCAGGGUGCUGGUCUUAGUUGCUGAGAAUGAUGGGCUAAAGGAAAGAGGAUGGACCUACUAUGAGGCACUGAGAAAGAGUGGGUGGAGUGGUGCGGUAGACAUCAUGGAGACAAAAGGGGAGGAUCACGUGUUUCAUUUGUUCAACCCAAAUUCAGAGAACGCAUCAUCCCUCUUGAAGCAGAUGGCUUCUUUCUUUAAUCAGAAUUAGGCCACCUAACUACUUGUUUAAAGCCCGUUUUACUUUAUGUUCUGGUGGCAAGGCAGAGUGUUUAUAUUCUUAUUAGGAUAAUAUUUUUUGCUAUUUGUUUUGGUUUCAAAUUAGUUAGGUCUAACGUUAAAACUGUUCAGUUGGUACAUGCAAGUUCAGGCUGCCACGCAAAACUGGCCAUUCUGAGCACCAUGAACAAAUCAUGUGGUCUUCAUCAGCUUGCCGGAAUUGGAAAAAUAGUGAAGCAAAAUUACAUAUGGCUGCAAGUAAUGAACCCUAGCUACUCCACUUAACACACAAAAUUCGUUGUAAAGGGUUACUCUUACAUAGCUGCCAACUUACAGGCCCCUAGCAACAUUAUCCACUAAAUUUCCAGGUUUGUUCCGGAACUCUGGCUUAAUCGAUUUUUGUUCAUUGAAUCCAUUCCUUCUUUUUGCUCGUGGGUUCAAAUUCUCAAUUAUCCCAAUUUUCACGACAAUCUUGUUUAAUAAAAGAGGAUCAUAAUUAAUAAGAUUCA
This is a messenger RNA of Juglans regia (Persian walnut), 1621 nucleotides long. RefSeq names its product probable carboxylesterase 13. The transcript has a single exon. Lineage: Eukaryota; Viridiplantae; Streptophyta; Magnoliopsida; Fagales; Juglandaceae. Gene Ontology annotation, molecular function: hydrolase activity. Bases 196 to 1104 code for a protein of 302 amino acids. The record is from RefSeq and is a predicted model, not a curated record.